Molecule: messenger RNA, 3130 nt
Organism: Acipenser ruthenus (sterlet)
Lineage: Eukaryota; Metazoa; Chordata; Actinopteri; Acipenseriformes; Acipenseridae
Product: patatin-like phospholipase domain-containing protein 2
Exons: 9
Coding region: 459-2627 (722 amino acids)
Biological process (GO): triglyceride catabolic process; lipid homeostasis
Cellular component (GO): membrane; cytoplasm; lipid droplet
Molecular function (GO): triacylglycerol lipase activity
Source: RefSeq, a predicted model, not a curated record
GACUGUUGCACAGUCUGGAAUUCAAGACAGCAAGAGGUAAUGCACAAAUAACGGGUAUGUGGAGAGAAUAAGAAACAGGGAAGAAAGCGAAAUGGAUCAACACAAACUUCAAGGGAACACAAGCUGAUUAAAAGUAAUGCUGCGUUAAUCGUGGGAUCUACAAGUACUGUGUGAAAUAUAAAGUUACUGUCAUACAACAGCGCUGCAGUGAAACGCGCAAACGAACUGUACUCGUGAAUUCAUGAAUAUGAAAAAGUGGGAAGAUUACACAAAAAAAAACUAUACAAAUAAUUUCACAAGAGAAGAAGAAACAUUAUUUUAACGCUUUAAAAAGCAUCAGUUGAAAAAGGAACACAUCGUGUAUCGUAAAAGAAGCAACGCGAUUAAUUCCAACGCCCCAUGAGAGAGGAUUUGUACUGAAGUAAAGAAGCAACAGGUGCUUUGUGUGCUCUGUCACUAUGUCUGCUGAAGCCGGCGGUGUACAGUCCGGGGGUCCCCCAUUCUCCAUCUCGUUCUCCGGGUCCGGCUUCAUGGUAGUCUACCAGUUCGGGGCUACCCAGUGCCUGCUCGAUCUGGCUCCCGAGGUCAUACGCGCGGCGCCCAAGGUCUAUGGAGCUUCGGCCGGGUCUCUGGCUGCUGCCGCUGUGGUCUGCGGGGCGAAUAUGGAACGACUGCGCGAUGAGAUUGUGGCGGCCGCGCUGCAGCUGCGGAGGCACUUCCUCGGACCCUUGCAUCCCUCGUUCAGCCUCUUCAAGGUCCUCAAGAGCUGUCUGCUGCGGAGCUUACCGGAGAACGCGCACGAACUGGCCACGGGCCGGCUUCACGUCUCCAUGACGAGGCUGGCGGACGGUAAAAACAUUCUAGUGUCCGACUUUCAGUCCAGAGAAGACCUCGUCCAGGCUUUGCUGUGCAGCUGUUUUGUGCCAGUGUACUGUGGUCUGGUACCCCCCAGUUUCAGAGGCCAGCGUUACAUUGAUGGGGGCUUUACCAACAUGCAGCCCAGCCAGGAGGCCUGCCUCACGGUCACCGUGUCCCCUUUCGCUGGAGAGAUGGACAUCUGCCCUCAAGACCCGACCUUCAGCUCGUACAACCUGGCAGUGAGUGGCACCAACUUCCAGCUGACUCUCCAGAACUGCACGAGGAUGGCCGACGCACUCUUCCCCCCCACGGGCAAGGCACUGAAACAGAUGUACUACAGAGGAUACCAGGAUGCUAUCGUCUUCCUGCAAAGACAUGAUCUGAUGGCCCCACAGUCUCCUGCCGAGUCCCGCUCUCUCUCUGUGGCUUCUCUCCGCUGCAGUGAUGGCACAGCCCUCCCGGCCAUGCAGAGUUCUCUCCAGAGGGAGGGGGGUGACAGUAACACCACGCCCACGUGCGCAGAUGACUCUUCAGAUGAAUCGGAGGAGAUGGACUGGACGCUGGGCUCCAUGGAGCAGACUCUUUACCACAGCCUCCCAGCCUGGGUUCAGGGAGCGUUGCUGUGCAACAUAGUGGGGAAGCUGGGGCUGCUGGGAUUUCUGAGCAGCUUCCUUCCUGCGCGCCUGGCUUCGUACAUCCUGCUUCCUUACACACUUCCUGUCUUCCUCACCUACUCCCUCAGCCAGAGGGUGCUGCGCUGGCUGGUGGCCUUACCUGAGGAGAUGUUCUGGUUCUGGCAGGAAAUGAAGCAUUUCACACACUUCAUGCGAAACGUCUUCAUCCAGUCUGUGCAACAGCAGCUACUGCAGAGCCUGGUGAGUCGCCUCUCCCUAUCCCCGGUGCUGUCCCUCCUCUCCCCCCCCUUCGAGGAGGACUCUGCUGGGAUCCCCACACUGCGUCGCCGCUCCACCCUGUGCCUGCACCUCUCGGGCUCCUCUUCCCUGGACCUGCAGGCCCUGGAUCUCCACGGGGCCUCCAGCGAUGCCCUGGCCUUCUCCUUCAAGCUGGACCUGCAGCUAGCGGUGGAACAGAAGCCCGGCAGGCCAGCCCUGAACCGGGGCAGCUCCCUGCCCUGGGGAGGGACCCUGCCUCUGGGGUUCAGGGCUCGCUCCCUGCCGGAGAUCACCUUCCUGGAUGUGGAGGAGGUGGAGGACUCCACUGAGGAGACCCUGCCACAGCAGCACUGCAUCUCACAGACCCGCAAGAGGUCCAGUAUCCACUGGAGUCCGGAGCCGGUAACUUCUGAAGAUAACUGCGAGGAGGACACCAGGGAGACCCUGCCAGAGCAGCUCUGCAUCUCGCAGACCUGCAAGAGGUCCAGUAUCCACUGGAGUCUGGAUCCGGUAACUUCUGAGGAUAACUGCGAGGAGGACACCAGGGAGACCCUGCCACAGCAGCUCUGCAUCUCACAGACCCGCAAGAGGUCCAGUAUCCACUGGAGUCCGGAGCCAGUAACUUCUGAGGAUAACUGCGAGGAGGACACCAGGGAGACCCUGCCACAGCAGCUCUGCAUCUCACAGACCCGCAAGAGGUCCAGUAUCCACUGGAGUCCGGAGCCAGUAACUUCUGAGGAUAACUGCGAGGAGGACACCAGGGAGACCCUGCCAGAGCUGCUCUGCGUCUCACAGACCCGCAAGAGGUCCAGUAUCCACUGGAGUCCAGAUCCAGUAACUUCUGAGGAUAACUGCGAGGGUGACACACAGAUCUGAGACCGCUCUGCACAGAAGAAUUCAUCACGCAAACUGUCUGAGAGACGGGGCAGCUGGAUCUGAGGAAGCUGUCCCGUUCAGGGCACUAUAUAAAAACAGGCCAGCAUGCGGUUUGCAAAUUCAUACAAGAACUGCACUGAAAAUGUUCAACUGAACUGCACUUAUUCACAUAGUAGGAAUUGUAGUUAUUUAGAAAUAUAUAUGUAGAUUUAGCUCUCUGAAAUACUUCUUCUCUGUUGGGUAACACACAAAUAUGUUUUUGGAGCAGAAAUGUGUUGGCUGAUAGUUUUUGCUUGGUUGUGGAGGAGUUUGUAAACGGGACGUGUAAUCUCUUCUUUACAUGCAGAAGGAAAGUUAAAUGAAUUUUGGAACAAAUGGAGUCCAAAGCUACCACUUUGGUAUGAAGAGAAAUAUAAAAGAAUAUGAAUUAUAGAUCCCACUGUAUAUGCAUUUGAAUAUUAAUCUCAACACUAAAAAACAAUAAAUAUAUUCUAAUAAGGAGA